GUCCAUUGUUUCGCUUCUGUCUCUUCCGGGCAGGUGCCCGCGGCGCGCGGGGCCCGCACGUGCCAAAGCGGCGGCAGGAGGGCAGGGACCCGCGGGCGCCGGCAGGGGCGUCCCGGGCGCGCGGCGCGAGAUGAAGUACCUGAAGCCUUGGUGGUCGGACGGCGGCGGCCUCCUGCACCUCACCAUCCUGCUGAGCUUGGCGGGGCUCCGCCUGGACGUGGACCUGGACCUCUACCUGCUGCUCCCGCCGCCCACCCUGCUCUGGGAUGAGCUCCUGCUCGCUGGUGGCCCGACGAGCUCCGCCUACGCGCUCAGCCCCUUCCCGGCCUCGGGAGGGUGGGGGCGCGCGGACCAGCUGCACCCCAAAGGCCGCGAGCCGGACCCCGAGGCGGAGCCCGAGGGCCGGCUGCUUCGGGAGGUUCGCGCGCUGGGGGUCCCCUUCAUUCCCCGCACCCGAGUGGAUGCGUGGCUCGUGCACAGCGUGGCGGCCGGGGAAGCCGACGGGGCCCACGGGCUGCUCGGCGCCGCCGCCGCCGCCUCCUCCGCCGGAGGAGUCGGCGCCAGUGUGGACGACAGCAGCCAGGCUGCGCCGGGGGAUGGCGGGGACCCCCGAGCGGCUGCAAGUAGCCCCUUGGCAGCCGGGGAAGAGGAGAAGGCACCGGCAGAACCGACGGCUCAGGUGCUGGACGCCGGCGGCCACGCGAACCAGGAGAAUGAAGUACUAAGAGAGAGGCAUGAAGCUGUGGAUCACAGCUCCCAGAAUGUGGAAAAUGAGCAAAGAGUUUCAGCUCAAGAAAAAUCACUACCACAGAAGAAUGAGGAUGAAAGUAAAAUAGCAGAUAAACCUGACUGGGAGGCAGAAAAGACCACUGAACCUAGAAAUGAGAGAUCUCUAAAUGGGACAGAAACAGCUUUCUCUCUGGAAGACUUAUUUCAGAUGCUUUCAUCACAGCCUGAAAAUUCACUGGAGGGCAUCUCCCUUGGAAAUACUUUUCUGGGAAGUAUCAAUGAUGGCAUGAAUUCUUCAACACACAAUGUAAACUUUAGCCAAGCUAUAAGUCACGAUGUGAAUCUCCAUGAGGCCAUGUUGCUGUGUCCUGACAAUACAUUUAGAAGAGAACCAGUAGCAAGGACUUCACAACCACAAGAAUCAUUUCUGCAGUUAAAUUCUCAUACUACCACUCCUGAACAGACCCUUCCUGGAACUAAUCUGACAGGAUUUCUUCCCCUUGUUGGCAGUCAGAUGAGGAAUCUAACAAGUCAAGAUCUUCUGCAUGACCUUGAUAUAAACAUAUUUGAUGAUAUAAAUUUAAUGUCUUUGGCCACAGAAGGUUUUGAUCCAAUGGAAGUGUCUCACCUUUUUGAAGAACCAGAUUCAGAUUCUGGGCUUUCCUUAAAUUCAAGCCACAAUAGUACCUCUGUCACCAAGUCUAAUUCCUCUCGGUCUGUGUGUGAAGGCGCUGCAGGUUGUAGUAGUGACCUUGAAUCUCUUUCCCACCAUGACUUGGAAGGAGCUGUAGGAGGGUACUACCCAGAGCCCAGUAAGCUUUGUCACAUGGACCAUAGGAGUGAUUCUGGUUUUUGUGGGGACCUUGCAUUUCAACACAUUUAUCAUAAUCACACUUACCACCUACAGCCAAGUGCCCUAGAUUCCACUUCUAGAUCUUUUUCGUGGCAUGGGAAGUCACAGAAAGUGAGUAAGUACCUCAAUGACACAGACAGAAACUUAAGCCGUGAUGAGCGGCGUGCUAAGGCUCUGCAUAUCCCUUUUUCUGUAGAUGAAAUUGUCCGUAUGCCCGUUGAUUCUUUCAACAACAUGCUAAGCAGGCACUACCUGACAGAUUUACAAGUGUCACUCAUCCGUGAUAUCAGAAGAAGAGGGAAAAAUAAAGUUGCUGCUCAGAACUGUCGAAAACGCAAACUGGACAUAAUUCUGAAUCUUGAAGACGAUUUAUGUAACUUGCAAGCCAAGAAAGAAAUCCUUAGGAGAGAAAGAGCCCAGUAUAACAAAGCUAUUAACACAAUGAAACAAAAACUGCAUGACCUUUAUCAUGACAUUUUUAGUAGGUUAAGAGAUGAUGAUGGUAGGCCAGUCAAUCCAAACCAGUAUGUUCUUCAGUGCAGCCAAGAUGGAAGUGUUUUGAUUGUACCUAAGGAACUGGCGACCUCAGGCCACAAAAAAGAAAACCGUAAGGGAAAAAGAAAGUGAGGAAAUUAAAGACAGAUUCCAUUAAGACGUAUAAGGUUAUCAAACGGGUACAUAGCCACAAACCACUGAAACUGCUUCAAAGUUUGGCUCAAGUAUCUUUUACUACUGCUACUUGAAUCACUCAGGGCUACGUUUUGAAGCUUUUGGACAAAUUUGUGGUUAGUUUUGGGGAAGCCACAACUUUUCAUGAAGCCCGACUGCAUUAUAUGCAGGACUCCAGACAGGACAGUCCAGUCACUUGGUUGCCACUUUUUUUUUUUUGGUGACUUGAAAUGCAAUGUAAUUUAGCUUUUAGCUUUAAGUAUUUUAGCACUGUAGUUAGCACUGAAUAUAUGGAGUCUUAGUAUGAAUACUUAAUUUACAACUUUCUGUGGAAACAAAUUUUGUAUUUGAAUUUAUAAAAAUUUCUUAUAUAGAAAUUCUAACCAUAUUUAUCUUGGGUAUUUGUUCUCCACAAAACCCACAUUCAGGUAUACAGGUGAUAUACGUAGCCAACAGGGCAGCAUAGUGUGGCUUUCAGUAUUUGCACAAAAAUUGGCUUAAGUCCAAUCAGUCACCCCUUGGACUUACCCAACUUCUAAACCAAGGUGCCAAGGAACAUUGCGGCUUCAAAACAUGUCUAAGGACAAAGACCUUUACACAGGUUUAUGCCUCUUUUAAGUACACACAGCUACUUGCAUAUAGAGAAAUAGACCUACCUAGCAAAUUCAACCAGCCUGUAGAAAUGUUUGCACAUCUAUAACAUGGAUCGCUCCCCCAAAAGGCCUCAACAUAGUAAUGUGAAAACAUUACAAGCAACACAAGCCAACAGUAGGGGAAAGGGGAAGUCAGUAGAGUAUGGGCUUUACAACCAAAUAAAACCUGCAAUAAUUGGAACCACAUGAAAGACUCUUAAAUGCUUAAAAAAGGCAAAAACAGAGUAAGUGGAUUUGAAAAUCAACUAAAUGGUCUUAGAAAUAGUGGCAUUUGGAAUGAAAGCUCAAUGACCUUAUUUCAACAGCAACCUGAAGAUAAUUUUCUGAAUAUGUUCAAGGUUUGGCAACAUUAAAAUGAGUCGAUGUCAUAAUGGUCUACCAAAGGAUAUCACAAGAGUACCACCUUGGUUUAGAGAAAUGCAGUGGCUUCAGAGUCUAGAUUUUUAUUAACGCUUUUAAAACAAGUUAUUCUAGUCAGUUUUGUAGUGCCCAGAAAUUACUUCAAAUCUACAACUUAAACUUCCACAGUAUUACCUCACCUACAAGUAGCCUUAUCCACCCAAUUGUUAACACUUAUGACGGUGCAUUAUCCUCAAAUCCCUGAAAAUAUCAAGCACCACAACAGAACUAUACACGAAAGGAUCAAACGUGGAUAAAUAGGGACCUAAGAACAGGGACUUAAAAUUUUGACAUUCACAGUAACCGAAACUUAAGAUAGUUUAGUUUUAAUCUGGAAGGUAUUUGGUGCAUUGUGAGCAAAGGUAAAUGCACCAAACUUCCAAAGGAAAACCUGGCCUCGAAGCAUGUAAACUUCAGCUGCUUACUCUCAUACCAGUUUCAGCAGUGGAAAGCCCACUGCCAAGAUUUUAGUCCAAGUCCCCUUCCUGAUUAGGAAUGUAAUGGACACCUGAAGGAUCACUAAAAUGUUCUACAAGCUAGUGGUCUUAAAACGUUUUCCUGGAGUUCAGAAAGGUUACAGAAAAGGAGAAAUCUGAUCUAUUCAGCUUCAGAUCGUAGAAACUGACCAUGUUCAGAAUCUCAAAAAGUUCUCACUGAAGCUAUAUCCACUUUGCUUGGUAGAACCUGAACCAAAUUGCUCACUCAGCUAAGACAUGGUUAUACAGUUAAAGACUGUUGUACUGAGAAGCUAUUAUCAGAAUAAGGUUUCAAGGAAGGGGCACGUGUCCUCAUACCCCCAGUGUGUUCCUAAGUAGUUGGUAUAGGGCUUACAAAUGCAAAUUUCAAGGGGAUCAGUAAGACUUAAGACAGCUGAGAUCAGUAAUGCUUACUCUUAGGCAACUAAUUUAACCCUUAGCUGCUUUUACAUUUUCUGGUGGGUACCCCUUUUCCCUCCUGAAUCUGCAGUGGAUAGGCCCAAAUUUACAUCCCAGUUUGAAUUGGUCCCAACAGGAAACUAGUCUUACCUUCUUUACCUAUGGAAAAUAAUUGUUAAAUCUGGUUGGUCAGCCAGAUUCUCAGCAUCUUUGUCCUUUUCCGAAUAAAGCCUUCAUAUUUCUCAAGUAACCAUCAACAGGUAUCCAUGUUGAACCACCUUACAGGUGAAAUUAGAUUUUCAAGUGUAUAUGAUUUCCAUGCAACAUGUACUAAAUAAUGUCCGGAUGUCUGGAUCCCUCUAAAGGCUGGUUUCAGUUCAGCAAGGACCUUUCGAAUAUAGCAGUCAGAAAACCCAUCUGCACACAUUCAAGCCUCAGAACAAAUGUCAGCCUACAUAGGGCAUGUAUCAGGACUUAAAACCUUUUUAUAGUUGGGAUGAGUCUUAAUUUUUCCCUUCCAUAAUCUUCAAAGAAAUGAAUUUGCCCCUUUCUUGGGAAGGUGAGUCUACUCACCUCGUUAGUUUGCCCCAGUCACCAAAAAACCUUACAUCUAUGUGAUCGGCGCAGUAGUAAACAGUGGUUAUUAAAACUGAGUGGGGUCUAUCAACCACCCAGUCAUUCCAAAGCUCAAAAGAUCAGAUUUUGCCAAGAAUGUAUGUUUUUAGUAUAUUGGGAUGUUUUCUACCUUUUUGGAAAGGAACCCACACUUGUGAACUAGUGAAUGUCAUUACUGAGAAACAGGAUUCAAGUUUCCUUAAAUUAACUCAGUAAACACCUAGUACAAAUAGUUAUAAUCCCUUUCAGACCUUAGCUUGUAUCCAUACACCAGUUAUUUAAAAAUUUAAACGCGACAGAACCAGUUUCAGAUACUUCCAAGUAAAUAUUAACACUCUAAUGUGGAAGUCAGCCCUCAAUAUGGCUCCCAAUGAUGCUAGGUUCUCAGUAAUCCUAGAAGUAACCCCCUUCCAUUCACAUGUUGUGACCAUUAUAAUAAAAGGUACUACACUUCCAAAUGUUGAUUCUAUUGGGUUUUGAUUGCUCCAAAAGCUCAGUAUAGGGAAAGGGAAUAGCCAGCCCCAACUUGCCAACCCUGUCAGCAUGCCCUAGUGAAGUUUUUCCUAACUGCAACCUUGAGCUUCAGCAAAAAUCACACAGCUAAGUUUUCAAGAUGUUGACCUGCAAAUACUAUGUAAAGUAACAAAUUCAUUGUUGCUCCAAAUUUCUAAGUAUUGAGGUUAAAGGUUAAGCCUGAUGUAGUAAUAUAAUGCAACAUAUGCGAAAAAGUUAUUUCCUUCAUUUAGAAAACUUAUAACCUACCUUAAAUCUGAAGUUUUAAUAGAAAUUAACAGCUCAAUAUACAACAUACACACAAGGGAAAUGCCUAUGUUGAUUAUUCAACAUUACCUUAAGUUGCAAUAAGCCAGUUCAUUUCAGCCUAUUGUGUAUUUAAUUUUCUUAAAAUUUGUCCUGAUUAAGGGUUGCGUACUUCAGGGUGUGUUGUCAUACAUCAACUUAAUUUACCUCCUUUGAGUCUGAGUUCUUGGUAGAGCCGCAUUUUUUAAAACCUUCAAAUAUUUACCUUAUUUUUAAGUACUCUUAAGUUUACAGAUGGACGUAUCUACUUUAAGUAACAGCUUAGCUCAUCUUCUGUUAACCAUCAGUUUGACUUACCUGUGAGAUACCUCAUUAUCAAAACAAAAAAUUAAAUCAACUUUACUAUGUAUCUUUCCUGUUAUCUUUCGUUGUUUCAGGUAAAUAUAUACAAGAAAGCCACUGCUUGUUAAAUUCUCUCCACCAUAUUUAAACCUUUAAAAAGACAACCACUGAAACUCAGAAGGCAUAUAAAGGUAAUUGACAUU
Zalophus californianus (California sea lion) is the source of this 6097-nucleotide messenger RNA. RefSeq names its product nuclear factor, erythroid 2 like 3 (gene NFE2L3). The transcript has 4 exons. Gene Ontology annotation, cellular component: nucleus. The coding region runs from base 131 to 2209 and encodes 692 amino acids. NCBI's taxonomy places the organism in Eukaryota, Metazoa, Chordata, Mammalia, Carnivora, Otariidae. Gene Ontology annotation, biological process: regulation of transcription by RNA polymerase II. Gene Ontology annotation, molecular function: DNA-binding transcription factor activity, RNA polymerase II-specific; RNA polymerase II cis-regulatory region sequence-specific DNA binding. The record is from RefSeq and is a predicted model, not a curated record.